This is a messenger RNA of Mya arenaria, 1236 nucleotides long. RefSeq lists its product as uncharacterized. The transcript has 4 exons. The record is from RefSeq and is a predicted model, not a curated record. Bases 16 to 462 code for a protein of 148 amino acids. Lineage: Eukaryota; Metazoa; Mollusca; Bivalvia; Myida; Myidae.
CAAUGGUAAAGCACAAUGAGAGGAAGUGCAGUGUCCAAGAACCAUAACUGUAUUACAAACUGGCUGCAGGUAAAUGUUCCUGUUUACAUGAGCCAGGCCCGGGCUGCUGGUGCUCCAGUUGUGACAAGGGCAGGCGAGUACUUGGGCAGGCUUGAAGAGGCUACCAGGGAAAACAGGCAACAGGCACUCAACAAGGUGUAUGGCCUGGCCCCAGAAAUGUGGGAUCAGCUGGGGAUUUACAUCCAUCUCUGCUGGGAUUUCAUCCUGGAUUAUACCUACUGGGUCCAGGGUCACAUAGCAAACCUCUACAUAUAUGUCUACCAUUGGGUAGACACUAAUGUUUUACAAGGUGAUUUUUCAUCAAAGAAUAUACAGGAAAAUGUUUCCUGGUCAGCUUCUAAGGUGCAGAAUUUAACAUUGUCCGCUUUCCAGUGGUGUCAGCAGUGGUGGGUGAAGACGUAAUCACUCAAGCAUACAAGGAGUAUAUAUGUUAAAUAUGCAAGCAAUCUGCGUUCAUAUGUUUUUGUUAAAAGCAGUGUCUGUCAUUGGUCUACUCAGCUUUGCCAAUGUUGCAAGGUAACAUUGUUGUUACUGCUGUUUGCACAUUGUCACACUACACCACUAGUCUUACCCUUUGUUGUGGGCACAAAAUCUUUGUUGAAGUUGUUCAAAAUUUGAAGAAAAAAAAAAAGUUUAGUUUUUUUUCUGAAAUUCUUGUAAAUUAAAAUGGUCAUAGAAGAAUAGUUUUGGAUACACAUAUUGUAGGCAUAUUUGAUGUUCGAUAAAUGUGAUCUGAAAGAAAUAAUAAUGUUACUUACUAAAGGAUUUUUGUAAUAUUGUCUGAUAUUUGUGAAAUAUUGUUUAGUUUUGUGUUCUUGUUGUUCCUAACAGCCUCAGUUAUUUAUAUUAAUGGUGAUUGUAUGUGGGUGUAGGAGUAAUGACAUUGUUUCCUAUUGAUACCUGAAGGAAUUAAGAUAACUGUUGGAGAGUAAAAGUUUCCGUUUUCCCUAUUUUUUCAAUUCAAUUAAUACUCUAUCUGUCCGUUUGUAAAUAGUAGAGUUGCCACACCUACGUUCUGACUGGUUUUCUUUCAAUAUCUCACAUUGUGUUCCAUGUUUGUUGCCAAAGUUUUAAAGAUAUUUGUUAACCCCACCUGGUGGCAGAAAAGAAUUCAAUGCAAUUGAUGAUUCAUAUUUAUACAUGUAUUCAAGAUAAAAUAAAGUUGACAGCAUUUAA